Impatiens glandulifera is the source of this 1177-nucleotide messenger RNA. RefSeq names its product calcineurin B-like protein 3. Lineage: Eukaryota; Viridiplantae; Streptophyta; Magnoliopsida; Ericales; Balsaminaceae. Bases 172 to 855 code for a protein of 227 amino acids. Gene Ontology annotation, biological process: calcium-mediated signaling. The transcript has 9 exons. The record is from RefSeq and is a predicted model, not a curated record. Gene Ontology annotation, molecular function: calcium ion binding; kinase binding.
AUUCUCCCUCUCUAGAACAUGCACUGAAUUGGCGAUCGCGAUCGCGAAUGAUAAAGUUACGAAUCUCAUCGCGCGUCUUCAUCGUCUCUUUCAAUAUCCUCUGUUUCAAUCCUGACAUGAAAUUAUAGCACCAGCUACAGGGAAGGGCUGAUUUAAUAUCUGGAAAAUAUCAUGUUGCAGUGCUUAGGAGGAGUAAAGCAUGUUGUUGUUUCUGUCGUUUCGAAUUGCUGUGAAUCCGAUUCAAAUAAGCGGUUUAAGGGCCUUCAAGAUCCUCAAACACUUGCUAGGGAAACCGUAUUUAGUGUAAAUGAAAUUGAAGCAUUGUAUGAAUUGUUUAAGAAGAUCAGCAUUGCUGCGGUGGAUAAAGGGUUUAUAAACAAGGAAGAAUUUCAACUUGCAUUAUUUAAAACAAACAAAAAGGAGAGCAUUUUUGCUAACCAGGUCUUUGACUUAUUUGACAGAAAGCGCAAUGGAAUUUUGGAUUUCGAUGAGUUUGCUCGUGCCCUUUCUGUCUUCCAUCCAAAUGCACCAAUUGAGGACAAGAUUGAUUUUUCGUUUAAGCUGUAUGAUCUUAAGCAGCUAGGUUUCAUCGACAGACAUGAGGUAAAGUCAAUGGUGGUGGCUACUCUUGCUGAAUCUGGUUUGGAUCUCUCAGAUGAUGUCGUGGAGAGUAUCAUUGACAAGACUUUCGAAGAAGCGGAUACUAAACAUGAUGGGAAGAUCGAUCAAGAAGAGUGGAGGAACCUUGUAAUACAACACCCUUCCCUUUUGAAGAAUAUGACUCUUCAAUACCUAAAAGAUAUCACCACUGCGUUUCCAAGUUUCGUGUUUAAUUCACAAGUGGACGACGCCUGAUUUUAUUCUAAGAUCAUUUCGACAAAGGGUAUGAAAUUGUUCAAGAAGAAGUAGACAGUGCGCGGAUUUGAAAUUUUGAAAGGGCAGACAAAUUUCCUGGUAAGGAAUGUUAUUACAAAUUGGAAGAUCAUAUAUAGGUCUUUGUGAGGACUCUGUGAUUAACUUCUCCAUUAAUUUUUUUAUUUUUCAAACGAUGUUAUUUUGAUUUUAUUUAAUAUUUUAUUAUCAAUUCUUUGGCUCAUUUAUUCAUUUUUUAAAUUGGUUAUGAAGACUCGAAUGCUUAAUUUUGUGGAAUUGAGUUUUUCAUGAAUGUUUAAUCUUC